This is a messenger RNA of Ostrea edulis (European flat oyster), 1308 nucleotides long. Its product is annotated as E3 ubiquitin-protein ligase hrd-like protein 1. The transcript has 2 exons. The coding region runs from base 120 to 1199 and encodes 359 amino acids. Gene Ontology annotation, molecular function: ubiquitin protein ligase activity. Gene Ontology annotation, biological process: ubiquitin-dependent protein catabolic process. Lineage: Eukaryota; Metazoa; Mollusca; Bivalvia; Ostreida; Ostreidae. The record is from RefSeq and is a predicted model, not a curated record.
CCCCUUCGUUUACAGUGACCAGAUGGCUUUAUAUAAUGACCCAUCACGUGAUGUCUGAAAAUCCGAACGGCCUCAGAGGAAAACUAAAUUUCACAAAUUACUUGAGGUUACUCUGACUGAUGCCAAUGGAGGGCGAUUUCUCGAGUUUUGUCGUUCGAAGCGUUGUUUCCUCCACAGUGAUCAUGUCGAGACACCACUGGACGGAAGUCGGUUACAACUCAGUGUUCUGGUUGGGCGUACUAUGGUCAGCAACAAACCUCUUUUGGCUGUUCGUCUACUCAACAUGUAUAACCUUGACAGCGUCCGUUGUCCUUGUGAUUAUUCUAAUGAUUUUCAACAAGUCUGAUAGUAACAUCAGUGAAUACAUUUUUCUAGCUUUCUGGGGAAUAUUCUCCUAUUUUACCAACUGUUCAAUACGCAUGCCCACUUCGGAAGAUGUUGCCUAUGGUUCUCAGACCUUUUCGCCAGAGGCAGGGUCUCUGCGGUAUUUUGCUCUUACGUUACUCGUAGCCAGUGCCAAAGACGGAGGACAGUUUGGUAUUUGGAUAAUAUCUGUCACGUGCGCCUCAGUUCUUCUGAAUUAUCUCUGUGUACAAAUACAUAACACGGAUUUUGAAGAAAAUUCAAAUGAACCCAACGCAGGAACAUAUUCAAGAAUAUUGUCACUAUCUCUUUUACUUCUAAUAUUUUUAACGUCCUAUCUGGUCAUCGCUUCCGCAUCAUCGUUUGCAAUAAUUAUAUUAUUGGCAUUUUUUCGAAUUCAACUUGUAAUAAAAUCAAUAGAAAAAAAAUUUAAAGAGAGAUAUGGUGAGUUUUCCACUAGAUCUGAGUUAUUUUACUAUUUUCUGUCAGCGGGUUAUAUCUGUGCAUAUGUGUUUUUUGUUAAAACUUCACAACCUCCUUUGUUCUCAAUUCCGAUUAUCUUUCUGUCCAUAGAAACUGUAUAUUAUAUUUACUUAAUUUUUGAAAACAUAUGGGUUUUACGAAGAUACAGAGAGAACUUUUGGAAAAAUACAUUUACUGUGCCGAAUACCAAGAAAGGAAAUCAAUGCCCCGUGUGUUUGGCUGAUAUUUGGUCCGGAAGAAUGACGUCAUGUGGUCACGUGUUUCAUUCUGACUGUCUUGUUCGAUGCCUUCGUCAGUCCUCUGUUUGUCCGAUGUGUAGGAGUGUUGUUAUUGGUAACAAAAAAUGUAAAUGAGAUAUGUGCCAUGUUUAAAACUUUACAUCUGCAUGUGCCAUGCAUUUUCACUACUGCAAUGUUUGAUAUUUCAGACGUUUGUUCAAAAUUAAAAAAGAAAUCAUACACG